ACCGCGCGUACUUGAAGAACCAACAUGAGGCUCUUGUUGCUGGCGGCUGCUUUGGGUUGUGUGGGGGUGAGUGUGGGCACGGACUGCAGCCCGUUCGCCAGACCGUGGCUCGUCUCCCUCUCCAAUGGUCAGACCGGGGUCCUCCUCAAUGAGUGGUGGGUGCUGACCAAAUUCUCCUACGAUGGCGGGUCCCAGCAUCUGGUCGCUAGGCUCGGGGUAGAUGACCUGACUGGACAGUCGGACACAGAGCAGAAGGUCUCUGUGGCUAUGUGGAUUAACCACAGCCCCUACCGCCGCCGCCGCAAGAGGAGUCCCGUAAAUGACCUGGCGCUGGUGAGGUUGGCUAAGCCGGCACGCUUCACCCCCCAGGUCCAGCCCAUAGCUCUGCCCACUCGAUGCCCACAGCCUGGGGAGCAGUGUGUGGUGUCUGGCUGGGGAUCCAGUGGCUCAGGGACGGGAAGCAGAAAGCAACAGUGUCUGGUUCAGCAAGUUCUCAGUGAUUCUGUCUGUAUGCAUCUGAACCCAAUGUACUGGACGAGCAAUGUGUUUUGUACUAAGCCCCAGCACAACGCACAAGGCAACUGUUUGAGAGACGACAGUAGUGUUUUGCAGUGUGGAGGCGUGCUGCAGGGAGUGAAAGGCUUUGUAUUCAUAUCUGAGGGAUGCUCCACAGGGAAGCCAGACACCUUUUCCAGCAUCUGCCGGUACAGGAGCUGGAUCGACAGAACCAUGAGCACCAUGACUCCAACUGUGGGGCCGCAAACCACAACUCCACCCACGACUCCAAUGAUGACCACAUGGAUGUGGCCUUUUGAUCAUUUUGUAUCUUAAAUCAGUGUGUACACUAGAAGAGCGUGGUUUAAGCAACACUAAAGUCAUGGGAUUUGGAUAAAAAUCAAUACAAAUUUAAAAUGUAAAUCUUGAAUUUCAAAUGUAAUGGGAAUGAAUACAUGAUUUUACUUCAGAAACCUUUUUUGCCUUUCAGAACAUGUUCAUUGUGAAUUAUUAAAAAGUCCCUUCAUUCUCUUUG
Molecule: messenger RNA, 1030 nt
Organism: Sardina pilchardus (European sardine)
Lineage: Eukaryota; Metazoa; Chordata; Actinopteri; Clupeiformes; Clupeidae
Product: trypsinogen-like protein 3
Exons: 5
Coding region: 25-831 (268 amino acids)
Biological process (GO): proteolysis
Cellular component (GO): secretory granule
Molecular function (GO): serine-type endopeptidase activity
Source: RefSeq, a predicted model, not a curated record